CUAGCAGGACUACUAUCAGGAGUAUCCACACCGAGACAAAAACGACGAGGGCAUCUCCCACACACGGUACGUAGACUUUUGAUAUUGUUUGGUCGGCAUCGGGCUUUGGAUGGUCGACUUGAUCUGACUGCUGAAACCACACUCAACUCGGUGGUUGUUCGCUUCUCCCGCAACCAAAGGAAUCGCAAAGCCCUCCAUACACCGAACCAGCCAUGUCGGGAAUCGGCAUCGGGCGCUUUGCCCGAAGAAAGGAGACGGCCGAGAAGGCCACGCCAAAGGCCCCCGAGGACGAAGGGCCCUUUCGACGAAUCCUCCCACCGGCCGCAACGCCUGCCCGUGCCACCGCCGCCAAAGACGGCGCCAACCCACAGUCAUCCAACCAGACGAACGACGAGUGGGACGCGGACUCGAAGGGGGGCUCUUCCUUCUCCGGGUUCGGCUACGGGAACGACGAGGGCGGUGGAUUCCUGUUCGGGGAGAGCGACGGCCUCUUCGCGGGCGGAAGCGAGGACCAGGAUUUCUUGCUCGGGGACGGCCACGGAUUCGACGACGAGGCCUCGUUUGGAUCCGGGUACCGCAACACUUCUGGCGCAUCCGUGACCGAAUCCAAGACCGCCAUCGACAAGCCGAAGAUCGUGUUUGGGUUUUCUCGCUUCGCACGAAAGGGAAGCAGCAGCAACGAAAAUGACAACGACAGCAAAAAGGUCGGUGCGAAUGCUCAACCGGCGUCGAUCAGCAUUGGGAACGGUGAAGGCAGAGGAGACCCUACCAGGGAGCACCCUAACGACGACAGAACUGCAGAAAAGUCCGUACCUAAUAAGCAACUGUUGCAUCUUGACGCUACCGUCACGGCUCCAAGCGAAAAAUCAAGGCGUGUUUCGUUAGACAACGACAACAACGAGAAACAUGCUUCUUUGUCGCCCUCCGGGGCUCGACACGAUGGAGGAAACCAGGACACGAACAUGCAUCAGCAGGAGGAAGGGCAGAAUCCAACGCUUGCAUCGUCGAGGGUGACUCAUCGGAUGCACGACUCGUUGCAGACAAAGAACACAACUGCAAAAAGAAGCCACCCUUCUCCUGUUCUAGAUCCCCCAAUCAAGGUCCCUGGUAGGGUUUCUAUGGAUAAUACAUGCGAUACCGGGGGCUCGGGACUGAUAUCUCGCAUGGAUCGAUCGUCGUCGAAUAAUGGCAAUAGCAACUCCCCUAGCAUAGUAUCUACUGGUCAGCAACAACAAAACCAGCAGCAGCAGAGAAGAACCAAUCCUCAUCCUAACGUUACCGACAACCGCCGCUUUCGAAAGGAGCGGGCUGCUUACGGUGCGAAUGCAGGUUUAGGUCUAGAAAAUCCAAGAGACUCUCACAACGGCGACAAUGCAAACCAGAAAGUGCCUCCCGGUAUUCUGCCAAGAACGAAUGGUUCCAAUCUAGUCCCACCAGCACAGGCGAACAGAACUAUUGACAAGCAUGCGGAAGAAGAGAAGUCGUCGCUGGAUCCUCCUUGUCCCGCACAGGCUACCGGGAAGGUGAGCGCCGCGGGCAGUGAUUCCGGAACCGAGAGGGCCGGAAUCGGUCAAGGUGGAACGGAUUGCGGCGGACAGCGGACGGAGACCGAGGACGCGGACGGUUUCGAAUGCCGGCAGGCCGGGUUCCUUGCCGACAUCCGCGAGACCGAGGACAUCCAGAACCUGAUCGACGCGGACCUGCGGACCUCGAACGAACGAUUCGCCGAGCACUAUGCCCUUUUGCUGCGCGAUCUCGCCGCCGCAAUGGAUCUGUUGGAAAAGCUGGAGGCCAUCGAGAGGGCCGCCGAAGACGUUCUGGCUUCCUGAAACGACCCUCAGCUCUUACGGGGAAUCGUUCUUGCACCACUUCCUUCCUCCUCUAAACCAAACUCAACAAUUAGUGCUUUCCCCACUAUUAGGAGUUACUGCUACUACUACCACUACGUCACAGCAACAGAGAAAAUCAGUAGUUGCUCUUCUUGUUCUUGCUUUUGUUCUACACCCUACUAGUUUAAAAAUUAAAAAGUACUAGUAGUACUAGUACUAGUAUGUUUGAAGGGGUUUUCAACUCUGAAAGUAGAAAUAAUAAUACUAGAUUACU
Pseudo-nitzschia multistriata is the source of this 2103-nucleotide messenger RNA. Lineage: Eukaryota; Bacillariophyta; Bacillariophyceae; Bacillariales; Bacillariaceae. The record is from the annotation of a GenBank genome assembly.